Messenger RNA from Toxotes jaculatrix (banded archerfish), 768 nucleotides. RefSeq names its product ubiquitin domain containing 1a (gene ubtd1a). Gene Ontology annotation, molecular function: protein binding. Bases 1 to 768 code for a protein of 255 amino acids. The transcript has 5 exons. The record is from RefSeq and is a predicted model, not a curated record. Lineage: Eukaryota; Metazoa; Chordata; Actinopteri; Toxotidae.
AUGUGGCAAGCAAACUGCAGACGGAUGCAUAAUUUAGCAGACUGGAUUUCCGGGACAGUGAUGGGAGGCUGUGUGGGGAGGAGUAGGACGGAUGGACAAGGGAGUGCCCGGGGCUCGACAAGGAGCAAAAAACGUGGAGGACGUAAUGAGCCCCUUAAGAAGGAGCGUCCAAAAUGGAAGAGUGAAUACCCGAUGACGGAGGGCCAGCUGAGGAGUAAGAGGGAUGAGUUUUGGGAUACGGCUCCAGCCUUUGAUGGACGGAAAGAGAUCUGGGACGCACUCAGAGCAGCAGCCCUGGCUGCCGAGUGCAAUGACCUGGAGCUUGCACAGGCUAUAGUGGAUGGAGCCUGCAUUACUCUGCCACAUGGCUCUCUGACAGAGAGCUAUGAUGAACUGGGAAACCGCUACCAGCUCCCAGCGUACACUUUAGCCCCGCCUGUCAACCUCAUCUCUGAAACGUCCAGUGAGAGCAAAGUUUCUGAAUCCACACAAAAACAAGCUCAGCCUCCUCCAAGCAGACAAGAAUUCCAGCUGCGGGUACGACUGUCAACAGGAAAGGAUGUGCGUCUGACAGCCAGCAUGGCAGACUCCAUCGCUGAGCUAAAGAAACAAUUGGAGGAACAGGAAGAAAUUGAUGUGAAUCGCCAGAGGUGGUUCUUUUCUGGGAAGCUCCUGACUGACAAGACUCGUCUGCAAGACACCAAGAUCCAGAAGGACUUUGUCGUCCAAGUGAUUGUCAACGUGAACCCUUCAGUCAUAACUAACUGA